AUGUUUGAAGAUAUAACGUACCGUAAUAGCGGUCAUGAAACAAAACUACGAUCAACAGAGCAAUUAAUAUCAAAAUAUAUCGAACUUAAAAAAUUUCAAGAAAUAUAUCAACAUUCUUCAAGGAUACAUAAGAAGAAACUACGGAAACUGAAGGCUAAGAAGAAGGUUUUGGAGUUGAUACAUACUGAAUUACAGAAUAGGAGAACGACGAAACCGGAGGAGACUUAUGAAGUAUGGCAUAACGAUGAGAAUGGUGGGAGUUUGAAUCAGAAUCUAAAAGCGAAAUCCCGAGGGAAUAAUACAAGCAAGAAGAAUAAGAAAAAUAGGAAAGAGGCCGUGACUGGGAUAACUGCGGUUAAUGCACCUUUGGCGACGAAAGUGUAUGAAUAUCUCGAGAAUAUAGACAAGACAAGCCAUCUUGAACAAGAAGCAUAUAAUGAAAAAUAUGAAGAAUACGACACAAUAAUGACCAAUAAACUUCAUCAAUUUACUCAAACUUUCGAUAAAACAAAUAGAUCAGUCAAGGCCGAUUUCUUAAUACGAACGAAUGGAUUAGAGGUUCUACCGGUUGAAUAUCUCGACAAAUCAAAUUCAAUCCAACAACAGCAUAUUAAAAAUUUAUCAACUUUACUUCAUUUAAAUAUCUUAAGAAAGAAUUGGGAAUUGGGCUAUAAGUUAUUCUGUCUCCUAAUAAGGUUUCCUUCAGUUGAUAUUCGGACAAUAUGGCCCCUUGGGAUCGAAAUCCUAACCCAUCUCCAACAACCCCAUCCCCAACACUCCAAUCUCAAAGUUGAAAAAUUCUUCGAAUAUCUAAUAUCAUUCUAUACAAUCACUAAUGUGAACUCCACCAAUACAUCGCAACGAAGUCGGUCAAACACGGCACCCGUAUGGAGAUCGGGACUGAAGACGCUAACUCCCUUAUAUGUCAUCACUGCCCUCUGGAACCUAUUCAUCAAACAGGAUUAUGAAACAGUCAUGAACAGAAUCCAGGAAUUCAUAUUAGAACCACCAUAUAAUACCGAAGGGGUGUUAUAUUUUAUGCUUGUGUUGUGUAAUUUAUCCCAAGCUACCAAGGUUGUCAAUGGAUAUAUCGUACAAGAUGAUUUGGAUAAGUUGGAGAUGUUGGGACAGCCAUAUAGGACAAAAUCUGAGGUGGUUGAGAGGUUGGAUAGGAUUAAGGAGACGAUUGAGGGGGAGCUGGAUAAAUGUAGGGAGUUUCUGUUUGUGUUUGACCUGAAGGAUAUUGAAAUCUCAAUGGAGAGGUUGUAUGAAAGGAUCGAAAAAGUGGAUGAAAGAGAAAGGAUUGGAAAUGGGGUGAGUAAUGGAUGGGAUGAGAUUUCAUCAGAUGAAGAUGUGGUUAUGAGUGAAGGGUUGAGUGUACAAUCUAGUCGUUCUGAUAUUGUUCAACAAAAUGGAAAAAUGGACUUGGAAAAAGAUCAACUUCCCGGCAAUGAUUCCGAUCAUGAAGCGAAUGGAUGGAGUGAUAUCAGUUCUGAUUCAAUUAGUGACCAUUCAGACACACUAAGUUCUACAAAGCUCAUUCUGCCUAUUCCUACUCAAGAUGAAGGAUGGAGUGAUAUAAGUUCAGACAAAGACGAUGGCUCUGAUAAUGAAGAUAUCGAGAAUGCGACUGUUGAGAACAAUACCGAAGGAGGAUGGAGUGAGAUCAGUUCUGACGAAGAAGAGGCAGAACCGGACAAACAUCAACCUGAGACUAUCGAUUUAGAUGAAACUUCAUUUCCCGAAACAUCUCAAAAAUGGGAACCGAACAUCGAAAGAGGCGAUGAAGAUGAAGAAGACGAAUUCGAGGAUUCAAAUCCGAAAUUUGAUGCAUUUGAUAUGAGAAGAAACAGUUUAGAAUUAUACGAUACACGAGGAUCUAGUCUUGAGGCACCACACAAUAAUAAUGGUAGUGGACCUCAAGGAAAUAUCGGUGGUAGUCAACAGACAAUGAUAGAUUUUGAUUUUGAUUUCGAUUAG
Molecule: messenger RNA, 1980 nt
Organism: Hemisphaericaspora subhashii
Lineage: Eukaryota; Fungi; Ascomycota; Pichiomycetes; Serinales; Debaryomycetaceae
Gene: RRN11
Product: Rrn11p
Exons: 1
Coding region: 1-1980 (659 amino acids)
Biological process (GO): transcription initiation at RNA polymerase I promoter; nucleolar large rRNA transcription by RNA polymerase I
Cellular component (GO): RNA polymerase I core factor complex
Molecular function (GO): TBP-class protein binding; RNA polymerase I general transcription initiation factor activity; RNA polymerase I core promoter sequence-specific DNA binding
Source: RefSeq, a predicted model, not a curated record